AUGCCUUCUGCAAUUGAAAAUAAAAAUGUUACCAGGAGAGAAAUCCUUGAUAUGAUGAAUGAAAAAGAAAAACUUGAACAACAGUUAAAAAUUCUCAGUGAACACUUGGACUCUCAUGGAGUGGGUAUGAAUGAGCCAUUGGUGGAUGACCAAGAUUUUCCUCGAAAUGAUAUAGAUGUACAUCAAAUUAGAUUAACAAGAAAUCGUUUUAUUUGUACCCGUAACGAUUUAAUAGCAUUAAUGGACCGCAUUGAAAAAGGUUUAAAUGCUUAUUUUACGCAAACCAACCACAAUGAAGCUGAACAUACAGUUAAUGGACAUUGCAGUUUAAAACCAGAUCAUUAA
Messenger RNA from Sipha flava (yellow sugarcane aphid), 345 nucleotides. Its product is annotated as 26S proteasome non-ATPase regulatory subunit 9. The transcript has 3 exons. Gene Ontology annotation, cellular component: nucleus; cytoplasm. Gene Ontology annotation, biological process: proteasome regulatory particle assembly. The coding region runs from base 1 to 345 and encodes 114 amino acids. NCBI's taxonomy places the organism in Eukaryota, Metazoa, Arthropoda, Insecta, Hemiptera, Aphididae. The record is from RefSeq and is a predicted model, not a curated record.